GAACGAGCUGCUCAAAGGCUAGAUGCAUUUAGCUGACAGAUGAGAAAAUUGCCCAAUUUGAGCUGCUGCAGACAAUGGCACACACUGACAGUGAUGUAACCAAAGUAUUAUCCAGAGACAAAAGAAGCCAACGGCCUGACAAAAGCUCUCCUUUACCCUCUCAGCCUGUUUAAUGAGCUCUAAUUAGAGAGAUGAGUCCGAUCAAGCAACUGGUCCUCGUGUUGACCUUCUUCUAAACCAGAUGAAUCAACUGACAGCUUCUGAGCUGGAAGAUGGCAGCGGAUCAAGCUGAAUGUAAUAGAUAAACUACGAACCAUCACCAAUUAUUAAUUACUUGGCUGAAUGUCUUUAUUUGACUUAUACAUCAAUGACAAGUUGCACGCAAAAUUUCCGAACUCAAACUGACAGCGGUUCAAGACUGACCGAAACUGAAAAUGAACUGUCCAGUAGAUCAGAAUAUGUUUAGUGUAUAUGUUCUGGGUAAUCUAUUCCUGCAACAAAAUGGUUUGAAAAGAAAGCUUAAAGUUCCCAGAUCACCAGCACAGCCUCUACUUGGGAGUCUGGUAGAUGUUAGAUCGAAUCUUAUCAAGUGGCUGUAAAGCAGCAUGUCUUUGUGGCCAUCGGCGAGUCUCUGUGCUCGAUUCUUUUUUUGAUGUAAAAGUCAGGCAUGCGUUGACGUAGCCAAUACGCUUCAGAGGAGGAAGAUGUGAUAUUGGAGAUAAAUGAGGAUACUGGAAACCAGGCAGCAAGAUAACGGGAGCGGUGCCGCUGAAAACACUGAUUGUGGUCGGUGAGUGCUGGAAGUCUGGAAGAUGCCCUAAAUGGCAAAAAUCAGCAUCUUGAUUGCAUAUUUCUGCAUGCAUUAUGAGGUUAUGGAUCUUCUCGGCUUGAACAAGACGUCGAUGACACAACAUCUGAGAGCUUUGAAGUGAUUCCACAAAAUCUGUCAGCAGAAGCUUUCCUUCGGUGAACUUCUGCCAGAUACUCUGGAGAGUGAAAGACCGAAAUCUCAGUCAAAACUCUGAAAGCACACUUUUGAGUCUUUGAAAUAUGUGAAACGUAUGUAUCUCAGAUGUACCUCAGACCGACUCAAGGAAUGAUUGGUUUUCUCCUUAAGAAGCUCAUGAAGCGUUCGAAGGCUGAGUUUCUGCUGCAAAGAUUCUGCACAAGAAGCAUUAAGUCAGUGAUACUCACAUUAAAACAAACUACUAACAGGCCAACAAAGAUCUUACCCAGCUUUCUCUGUUUGCGUCGCACUGAAGACACCAUUUGACCCAGAGUCUGGUACUUUUUGGCUAAAAGCUUUUUAGAGUUGUUCAGAUGUGGCUGAUGCGCUAAGUUCUGCUCUGCAAGCCGACAGCUGGAGGCCAUCGAGAUCUUUUUACACCUCUGAAGAUGCUGUAACUGCAGGCGAGUCCUUCAGAUCAGGUUAAUUCAUGUACAAUGGCACUAUAAUAGUAUUUAGACACUUUCUGAGAAUUUCUGCAAUCAGAUAAUCUGUCAGUUUAAGAUUUGACAAACAAUUUCUUGUCUUGAAUUUUUGAACGUGUAAAACAGUACCUUCGCACUGUGUCUGAUUGUGUCUCUCAUCCUUUCCUCGUCUUCCAGGAGCUCCAGAAGUUGAGCAGUGUUUAAACACUUGAGAUAGUCCAAAUUUAGCAUCGAAUCCCCUUCAAGAGGCAUUGCAGCCCAUUUAUGAAAGCACUGCCUCUCACCGAGGACUCGAGCUACUGAUGCUGUGAGAUCAUGCUGCAUCUGCACAUCUUGUAACAUGAUCAUGGGCUCCAGAGAGGUUGGUUACUAGGGAUUUCUGAGCUUUCAUUGGAGCCAGACUUCCAACACAGAGCUACACAUUCUCCUCCAACACCCUUGAUAACCGUAGACGAGGACACGAGUCAAAAUGUAUGAGGGCCUUCAGCACCUCGGACAGCUCUACAAUUGUUACCCAAAAUAACUUAAAAUGUAGAAAACAGUCAUAUAGUAUCAUUCUAUAUUUUACCUUUUAUCUAUGUUUCAUUUAUUCCAUUUGUUACAAUAAAAUAUGCUUAUAUAACUAGUAUUUAUUAUCUCAGAAUGUAUUAUUAAAACACUUGGCAACCAUGAUACCAUUUUAUUUUCACUUGUUUUAUCCCUCUUAUUAUUCAAUGCAGAAGCGCUGAAUGUGCGAGGCUUCUGGUUUAUUAGUGAUAAGUAACAAGAAUAAUAACAACGUGGGGGAAAACAGUAUACCCAUAGAUAGAUAGAUAGAUAGAUAGAUAUUAUAUUUGUAGAUGUAUCAGCAUUAAACUCAUAAUAUAAUACCAUAAAUAAAUUCCACCAUCAACCUUGUUUCUUUACAUUAUCAUGCUAGCAUAUUUUCAUUAAAUAACAUUAAUAUUCAUCUAACUGAUACAUGGCUCUUCUGAUUAUCUUCCAAACAGGGGGAAAGUGUUACAUGACAAAACAGACAAUGCUAAUUAUAAAAAGCUUGACGUGUUUUAUAAAAGAGUCUUUGUUUUGGAUUAAAUCCAGUUUUGCUGUCCAGUCGCAUGAGGUUAUAUAACACUUGAUCUUCUUUCCCACCUUAUAAACUGUCUCGAGAGUAUGUUUCUUUAACUCUAAAGCGUUAUCCUGUUAUACUUUGACUUCAAGGUUCAAGAACUUAGCCACUUAGUCAUUAUUUCCUUUCCACCCUGCAACAGGACUGACUUGUCGGCGUGUGUUCACACCAUAGGUGCUUUACGGCACUUGCCCUCAAUGACGUAGUAUUCCUCAUUGAUCACUGCUCAUGUCCUUUCACUGACUGCAUGUAAACAGUCUUUUGGAACAGAUAUAGCCACGCCGGACUAAAUGUGACCAUGCUAGCUAAUCCUCUUUGCUUCAGUGAUCCCAAAGAGUCUGGAGUCCUCUGGGCUUCAGAGGCACAACAGUGUUUUCUUCCUGACGAGUGGAAGACCAUGCAACACUAUGGCUGGCAAUUCAAUCUCUUGCUGCUCUAUUUUGACGUUCCUCUAGAGCCUCUGAAGAACGGCGGGCUCUGCAAUGUUCACUGACAGGAGUGCUUUGUUGUAAGCAGCUCAGGCUGAAGCGGGACACAGUCAUGAGUGCUGACACAGCCAACAGGGUGGAUCUGGACCCUGAUUACCACUCUGAACUGGCCGACAUGGUAGUAGCUAUGAACAUGGCUGCCAACAGACUGACCCCUCCUAACGGAUACCGGACCACCCCGCAUCGCCUCAAUCUCUCCGAUCGCAAGCUGUCGCUGCAGGAGCGCUCCAGUUACCAGAAUGGCGUCGCCCCACGAAUAGCCAGGAGACCCACUAUUGAAUCGAAGCGGGUGUCUAUCUCUGAUGGGGAUGACUGCGUUCAGCUAAACCAGUACAAGUUAAAGAAUGAGAUAGGAAAGGGUUCAUAUGGGGUGGUCAAAUUAGCAUACAAUGAAGAUGACGACCAGUAUUAUGCUAUGAAGUUGGUGUCCAAAAAAAAGUUAAUGAAGCAGUGUGGAUUCCCACGGCGACCUCCUUCCAGAGAAUCCAAUGGAUCACAAGAGAAUCUGUUAAAGCAUUCCGGCCUGUUGGACCGAGUUUAUCAGGAAAUCGCUAUUCUGAAGAAACUUGACCAUCUUAACGUUGUUAAUCUAGUUGAGGUUCUUGACGAUCCAGCUGAGGAUAACUUGCACAUGGUCUUUGAGUUGGUACCUAAAGGUCCAGUGAUGGAGAUCCCUACGGACAGCCCUCUGUCAGAAGAUAUGGCCCGUUUCUACUUCAGAGACGUCAUCCUAGGAAUCGAAUACUUGCACUAUCAGAAAAUCAUACAUAGAGACAUCAAACCGUCCAAUCUGCUGCUGGGGGAUGACGGACACAUCAAGAUCGCAGAUUUUGGCGUCAGUAAUGAGUUCGAGGGGAAUGACGCUCUUCUGUCAAACAGUGCAGGAACGCCAGCUUUCAUGGCGCCUGAAACUCUGACCGACCAGGACCUGAGGUUCAGCGGAAAGGCGAGGAGGUUUAUCGAAUAUGCGUACAGUGGAGACACUGGUUCUUCAUUACUUACAAAUGAGUCUCUUUGGAUUCAGGCUCUGGACAUAUGGGCGAUGGGGGUGACGCUGUUUUGUUUCGUCUUCGGAAGGUGUCCUUUUCGUGAUGAGUACAUCUUAGGCCUGCAUGAAAAGAUCAGGACUGCGCCGGUGGAGUUCUCAGACGUGCCUGUGAUCAGUGAUGGACUGAAGGUUCUUAUCAUCAGAAUGCUGGACAAAGUUCCUGAAACCAGAAUCACGUUAUCAGAAAUCAAGCUGCACCCGUGGGUCACACUUGAUGGCACGGAUCUUCUGCCUCUGGAGGAGGAGCACUGCACCGUGGUGGAGGUCACUGAGGAGGAGGUGCAGAACUCCGUCAAACUAGUUCCCAGCCUUUCUGCUGUGAUCCUGGUGAAGUCCAUGCUGCGGAAGCGCUCCUUCAGUAACCCGUUCGAGUGUCCCAGCCGCAGACAAGGCAGGUCCAUGUCUGCCCCCGGAGGUCUGACCGUGGAUAUGUCGCUAUUUCGCCCUCUAAGCAGAGGGAGUAACAGUAACAGUAACGGAAGCAGAGAGGGGGAGCUGGAAAACCUUAUAGAGGACGAAACCUUUCCUUAAAUGUAAAAAUAUCAUUAGUUGUGUGUUUAGAUUACAAUCUGCAUUACCAUGAUGUGUUACAUUUUAAGUUCUGCACGCUGUACACACUGCAUUGACGAAAGGUUAGACUUUGGAGGUACCUUUAACAUAUAAUGCACAAUCUGGUAAUAUUUGAUAUUAGAGUCAUAUUUGUGUUUCAUUGCAUUCACGUGCCAAAUUAAAAUUUAGAUUUAAACGUAUAGAGAGAGUGCAUCAGCGCUUUUGACAGAUAAGCAUGUGAUCAUUUUGAUGAGAUGUAUUAGAAGUCUGUGUUAUUAUAAAGGUCUGUAUGCUGUUUCAUUGGCCUUUUGAGGUUUUGAUGUAUCGUGCA
This is a messenger RNA of Puntigrus tetrazona (Sumatra barb), 4955 nucleotides long. RefSeq names its product calcium/calmodulin-dependent protein kinase kinase 1, alpha b (gene camkk1b). Gene Ontology annotation, biological process: activation of protein kinase activity; protein phosphorylation; CAMKK-AMPK signaling cascade. The transcript has 16 exons. The coding region runs from base 3080 to 4606 and encodes 508 amino acids. The record is from RefSeq and is a predicted model, not a curated record. Lineage: Eukaryota; Metazoa; Chordata; Actinopteri; Cypriniformes; Cyprinidae. Gene Ontology annotation, molecular function: ATP binding; protein kinase activity.